Theobroma umbraticum is the source of this 1927-nucleotide messenger RNA. RefSeq names its product phosphoglucosamine mutase-like protein (gene DRT101). Gene Ontology annotation, biological process: UDP-N-acetylglucosamine biosynthetic process; carbohydrate metabolic process. The record is from RefSeq and is a predicted model, not a curated record. Gene Ontology annotation, molecular function: phosphoacetylglucosamine mutase activity. Lineage: Eukaryota; Viridiplantae; Streptophyta; Magnoliopsida; Malvales; Malvaceae.
AUGAAACUAAUCUCCAAUGCCAUUGAAACUCAUUCUAAAUCACUUAAGAGAGUCACCUUUAAUCAUAUCAGUCAGGAGAUAAACUUAGUAGUUGACGAUCUUGCUAAAGCUAGGGUUACUGACAAUGGAGUGAAAAUUGUUGACCCAAGUGGCGGGAUGCUUGCUCAAGAAUGGGAGCCUUUUGCUGAUCAACUUGUCAAUGCCCAAAGCCCUGAAACUCUUCUCUCAAUUAUAAGAGAGUGUGUGGAGAAGGAAAAAAUCCCAUUUGAUGGGGCGCAAUCAGCAGAGAUAUUAUUGGGAAGAGACACACGACCUAGUGGGGAAUCUCUCCUGGAAGCUGCAAAGCAAGGAAUAAGUUCAAUUUUUGGAGCUAUUGCACUUGACUUGGGGAUUUUAACAACCCCACAGCUGCAUUGGAUGGUUCGUGCUGGGAAUAAAGGCAUGAAAGCGACUGAACCUGCCUACUUUGAACAGAUUUCGAGCUCAUUCAGGUGCUUGAUAGACUUGAUCCCAAAUGGAACAAAGGCCAACAAGCUGGAUAAUAGAGUGGUGGUUGAUGGGGCUGAUGGUGUGGGUGGAGAGAAACUUGCAGUCUUGAAAAACAUGUUGACCGAUUUAGUUAUUGAGGUUCGUAAUUCUGGUGAAGAUGGAGGUUUACUAAAUGAUGGGGUUGGUGCUGAUUAUGUACAGAAAGAGAAGGUUGUUCCACGUGGAUUUGGUUCCAAUGAUGUUGGAAUAAGGUGUGCAAGUUUGGAUGGAGAUGCUGAUCGCCUUGUGUAUUUUUCAGUGCCAUCUAAUAGUAGCAGCAAAAUUGAUCUUGUUGAUGGGGACAAAAUAUUAUCCUUGUUUGCUUUAUUCAUCAAGGAGCAGCUAAAUAUUCUGAUCAAGGAGGGGAAUCAAAAAUCAAAUAAUAAUUUUCAAGCUCAUCUUGGUGUUGUUCAGACAGCUUAUGCAAAUGGAGCAUCAACCGAUUACCUCAAACAGUUGGGUUUAGAAGUCAUUUUUACUCCAACGGGGGUGAAACACUUACAUGAGAAAGCUGCUCAGUUUGAUAUUGGAAUCUAUUUUGAGGCCAAUGGUCAUGGCACUAUCUUGUUCUCAGAAUCUUUCUUAUCUUGGUUAGAGGCUAGGAACAAUGAGCUUGCUUUGGUGUCAGAAGGAUCCGAACAGCAGAAAGCUGCUUUAAGACUACUAUCAGUCAGUAAGUUGAUCAACCAAGCUAUUGGAGAUGCUUUGAGUUGCUUGCUCUUGGUUGAGGCAAUUUUGCAACAAAUGGAUUGGUCCAUACAUAAAUGGAAUGAACUUUACCAGGAUCUACCUAGUCGACAGCUUAAGGUCAAAGUUGUUGACAGAACAGCUAUUGUCACAACAAAUGCAGAAACUGUGGCCGUGAGCCCCCCUGGAAUUCAAGAAGCCGUUGAUGCUGAAACUGCAAAGUACCCUAGAGGCCGGUGUUUCAUACGACCAUCAGGUACGGAGGAUGUCGUUCGUGUAUAUGCAGAGGCAUCCACACAAGAAGCUGCAGACAGCUUGGCCAACUAUGUCGUGAAACUUGUUGAUCAGUUUUUAGGAUUUGGCAGCUCCGUAUAGUAGCUUCCUAAUGGUUUUUAUUCUAAUACAACAGAAAUCAGAAGAUGUCAAACAGGAAGUUCUAAUUUAAUCACCUAAAGUUUCAGAGAUGAUUUACAACUGGAGGUACAAAUAGCUUCCGAGAAUCUAUCCUGGUUUUAUAAAAACUGUUAAUCUUAUUGUAGUGGCAUUGACAUCAAUGUAAGUUUUGUCUCUACUUGUAACAACUUGGAUUUGGUUUAGUGGUUCUUACUAUUCUAGUACAGAGUCGAUGUCCAAAUUUUUUUAAAUUCCCCUUUCUAUUCAUCUUUGUUCCUUUAUAGACUAUAAUAAAAAGCAGCAGAACUCCAAAGAGCAA